Molecule: messenger RNA, 1701 nt
Organism: Fusarium tjaetaba
Lineage: Eukaryota; Fungi; Ascomycota; Sordariomycetes; Hypocreales; Nectriaceae
Product: f-box
Exons: 1
Coding region: 1-1701 (566 amino acids)
Biological process (GO): phosphatidylcholine biosynthetic process
Source: RefSeq, a predicted model, not a curated record
AUGGACGACGAUACAAAGGGAGUCUCGGGUAUUGCCCAAGGCCUCAAAUCCGACAAUAUCUCGACCGAUAGCGAGAUCAUGCUCACGCCUGAUCAUGAAGCUCCUUCGUCUCCGAACAACCCGCCCGCCGACUCUACCCUUCUUGACACUCCAAUGAUGGGUGCCACGACGCCCAGAGGCUCGAUGCACUCGAGAAACCCGUCCUUUUCUGGUAGCAGUUCCAACCAUGAGGACUGGGAUGGCUUUCCACCUCUUGAUCGCCUAUCUGUGCUUGACCUUCUCGACAACUUUGCUCUUCCCCAGCAGCUCGAGAAGCUACAGAAGGGCAUCUCAGCGCAGACAGACAAGGUCAGGCGUUCCAGGGAAGCGAUCAAGACCAAGACACAAUCUGCUCGGGAUCGCAUGGUUGAGGAGUGGAGACGCCGGGUCCCCGAGGCUGAUGAACAGCUCGAUCGGUACCGCAAACAGAUGCAACGCCGUGUCGAUAAGCUCGGGAAACGAUGGAACGAUACAAAGGUUAUCAGUGUCAGAGAAAAGGUGUCCUUUAUCUUUGGUGUUAUGAACAUAUUCGUCAGCGGAUACCUCAUUGGCGCAUACCCAGAAUACUUUCAUUUGUGGUACACCGCACAACUCUUGUAUUUCAUGCCAAUUCGAUUCUUCACAUAUCAUCGACGUGGCUACCAUUACUUCCUCGCAGACCUCUGCUACUUCACCAACCUACUACUGGCUCUCUCGAUAUGGGUAUUUCCCGGCUCGAAGCGUCUUUUCACCGCCUCAUACUGCCUGGCUUUUGGUAACAACGCAGUCGCCAUUAUCAUGUGGCGCAAUUCACUGGUCUUCCACAGUUUCGACAAAGUUACGUCGCUGUUCAUCCACAUCAUGCCAUGCGCGACCUUGCAUUGUAUCGUGCACUUGUUUUCGCCCGUUGAGCAGAAAGAGCGGUUCCCUGCAAUUUGGACCAUCAAGAAUUCCCCUCCAGGCUCCCCAACCGCAUAUGCCAAUGUAGCCUCGAUGCUUGCUUGGAGUUCCUUGCCCUAUAUCUUCUGGCAGGUCUUGUACUACAUCUUCAUCACUGUGCGCCGAAGAGACAAGAUUGCGGCUGGUCGGCCAACCUCGUUCACUUGGCUCAAGAAAUCAUAUGCCAAAACCUGGCUGGGAAAGUUUGUCCUCCGACAACCAGAGCACAUGCAAGAGGCAACCUUCAUGAUGAUUCAGUAUUCCUAUGCUCUUCUGACUAUGCUUCCUUGCCCCUUAUGGUUCCUGAGCCGCUGGGCUUCUGCAGGCUUCCUUAUGGUGGUCUUUACUUGGAGUAUCUAUAAUGGCGCAACAUAUUAUAUCGAUGUAUUUGGGGUGCGCUUCCAGAAAGAGCUAGAGGCUAUGAAGGCCGAGGUGGCUCAAUGGCAAAAUUCUCCCGAAUACAUGCCACUAUCGCCUCCGCUACAUCCCCGACCUGAUGCAUCCUCAGUCUCUCGCCAAGCUCAACAGGGAGCGGCUCCCUCAGCAUCUACUGGCCAGAUUCCGUCCAUGAAUGAGGUUGAUCGAGAGAAGGACUUGAUGGAGGGAACGUCUCUAUCUAAAGAUGAUGUGAAUCGGUCUGUUAGUGUGGACAAAAUCCCUCUUCUAGAUGAAACACGAAGCUCUUCUGCUACCGGAGUUGUUGGGAAUUUAGGUGACACAACACGCGGCAGACGAAUGCGUUGA